AUGGCUGGAUCUGGUGAAAAAACAUUAAGUAAAGAUCAUCAACAAUAUCUAGAUAACCCUUCUAAUGAUGCUUUAUAUAAUCAUAUACAAUUUGAUGAUGAUUAUAAUGUUAUUGAAAAAAGAUCACGUAAUCCAUAUGCUUGGAGUAAAAUUUUGAAACGUGAUACUAAUCAAGGAAGAUAUUUCUUUGAACCAGUAUCAUAUUUAGAUAUUCCACCAUUUGUACAAGUUAAUGAGAAAAAUGCAAAAGUUCCUUAUUCAUGGAAAUAUAAUCAGAUUUAUGGAAAAAGAGGAAGAAAUCCAUAUUCAUGGCAGGUAAAUCCUGCUUACCAAAAAAGAGAAUAUAAUCAAGGAAAUUGGUUUAGUUUCAGACCAACAAGAAAUCCUUAUGCUUGGGCAAACAUAUUAUAA
Molecule: messenger RNA, 411 nt
Organism: Strongyloides ratti
Lineage: Eukaryota; Metazoa; Nematoda; Chromadorea; Rhabditida; Strongyloididae
Exons: 1
Coding region: 1-411 (136 amino acids)
Source: RefSeq, a predicted model, not a curated record